AUUGACAGUAAAACUUGAUUCACUAAUGGGAGAUGCAAAGUGUCAUAGUUUACACACUUGUUAUUAAGCACUCCCAUGAUCCGACCGUGUUGUUUCUGUUGUUUUGCAGGAACAACACGACACACAUAGAUGUCCAGUGUUGACUGGGGCUGACUCGUGCCCCGUGUUAUUACACAGCAGUAUUUGGGGUGGCGCGCCUGUCGCCCGACGGUUCGCCGGUCGGAGGCUUCUGCAUCAGAGAUGGCAAGAGACCCGUAGCGGACUGUGGGGCCUGUCUGGUUGGGUACUUUACCGACAACAGUCACGUUGAGAGAGCCGCAGAGACACGCAGUGUGGGCAGGACGUGGGGCUCACGGAGGAACCAUGGGACACGGAGUAGGCUGAACCAGAGGGUCAAGCAGCACACACCAGUUGUUUCCCACUGUGGUGUAUGACAUGGCCACAGCCUCAUCCAGAGCAGAGUCUAGCCAUAACCACAGAGGAACAUCACAACUUCAUGCCAUUGUUUCCUGUGCCAAGAUCAAGAGGAAGAAGAGCCUGUUUGGGACUUCCAUUUAUGUGGAGGUGACAGCGGAGGGGGAGUCGCGCCGUACAGUAAAGUCCCACAGCUCCUCCAGUCCUAAAUGGGAUGAGAGGCUAACUCUGAAUGUAACACCGCACACACAGGUGGAUUUCAAAGUAUGGAGUCACAACACCUUGAAAGCAGAUGCUCUGCUGGGCAAAGCCACACUGGACCUAAUGAAAGCACUGGAGCAGCAUGACAGAAAAUUGGAGAAUGUGAAGGAGGUGCUGAAGCUGAGUGUGGAGCAGAAGGGAGCCAUCGUGCCUGCGGGGGAGCUGACUGUCUACCUAGAUGGACUGACCGUUACCGACCAGGAGGAACCAGCACAGCUUACCAACGGCAAUACUGCAAAUGGCACCAUCCAGCAGAAUGGUGAUGCCAUCCAUGAAAAUGGAGACUCAUCGUCCACUUCCUCAAGGGCUGCUAACAGCACGGUGAAUGGUACUGACUUGGACCCAAGGUCAGAUUCUUGUUCGGCCUCCAACGGUGUGGAUGCUCAGGUGCCUUCCACCUCCUGUAGCCCUGCCCUCGGUCACAUUCUCAAUGGAGACACCACACCCAACUCCACCCCAGUCCACCAGCCCUCAGACAGUGACACAGAAAGUAGGACCGUCAAUGGGGAGUCCUGUGACGUGGCUCUCGGGCCAUCAUCUGCUACAACGGGUGAUGUACUGUCUCAUGCAGACGACCACGAAGACUGCAGUCAAGAUGCUGUCCCGCCAGACUCUGUCACAGCACCAAACAGCACCUCUCAGCCUCAGCCACCCUCCGCACAGGCUCCAGCCCCCUCCUCUGCUGCUAAACCUCCUGAUAGCAAUGCUGUUGCUGCUUCCUCCACAGAAACCCCAUCAACCACGGGGGCCACCACCGCUACCACCACCACAGCCACCUCAUCAUCUUCCUCUCCCUCCCCAGCACUUGGAGAAGCAAAUGCUUCAGGAGCUGGUGGUGGUAGCCCUAGUAGCAGUGCCACCGAAACUACAGAUGGGGCCAAGCCCCAACAACAGACCCCCAAUGCUGGAGCUCCAGAUCCUCUACCACCAGGAUGGGAGCAGAGGAAAGACCCGCAUGGGAGAACGUACUAUGUAGACCACAACACCAGGACCACUACUUGGGAGAGACCACAGCCACUACCACCAGGCUGGGAGCGACGAGUGGAUGACCGGGGCCGAAUCUAUUAUGUGGACCACAACACCCGCACCACCACGUGGCAGCGUCCCACCAUGGAGUCAGUCCGCAACUUUGAGCAGUGGCAGAGCCAACGCAGCCAACUGCAGGGAGCUAUGCACCAGUUCAACCAGAGAUACCUCUACUCUGCAUCCAUGAUGUCUGCUGAGAAUGAUCCUCUUGGCCCGCUACCUCCUGGUUGGGAGAGACGUGUUGACUCGAAUGACCGAGUGUACUUUGUGAACCAUAGCACCAAGACAACGCAGUGGGAAGACCCCCGAACCCAAGGGCUACAGAACGAAGACCCCUUGCCUGAAGGUUGGGAGAUCCGAUACACAAGGGAAGGGGUGCGCUACUUUGUGGAUCACAACACCCGAACCACCACUUUCAGCGACCCACGCACUGGAAAGUCCUCCGUCACUAAAGGCCCUCAGAUCGCUUAUGAGCGCAGCUUCAGAUGGAAGCUUGCUCAUUUUCGCUACUUGUGCCAGUCCAAUGCUCUCCCAAGCCAUGUGAAGAUCACUGUCUCCAGACAGACGUUGUUCGAAGACUCUUUCCAGCAGAUCAUGGCGCUCAAGCCCUACGACUUGAGGAGGAGACUGUACGUCAUCUUCAGAGGCGAGGAGGGUCUCGACUAUGGUGGCUUAGCCCGAGAGUGGUUCUUCUUGUUGUCCCAUGAAGUGCUGAACCCCAUGUACUGUCUGUUUGAGUACGCCGGUAAGAGCAACUACUGUCUGCAGAUCAACCCAGCGUCAGCUAUCAACCCGGACCACCUCUCCUACUUCUGCUUCAUAGGCCGCUUCAUCGCAAUGGCACUUUUUCAUGGCAAGUUCAUCGACACAGGCUUCUCUCUGCCUUUCUACAAACGCAUGCUGAACAAGAAGCUCAUCCUCAAAGAUCUCGAGUCCAUUGACCCAGAGUUCUACAACUCACUCAUAUGGAUCAGGGACAACAACAUUGAAGAGUGUGGUCUGGAGAUGUACUUCUCAGUGGACAUGGAGAUCUUGGGAAAGAUCACCUCGCAUGACCUCAAACCUGACGGCUCCGACGUCCUCGUCACUGAGGAAAACAAGGAGGAGUAUAUCGGUCUGAUGGCAGAGUGGAGGUUCUCCCGUGGGGUCGAAGGUCAGACCAAAGCUUUCCUGGAUGGCUUCAAUGAGGUGGUUCCACUGCAGUGGCUCCAGUACUUUGAUGAAAAGGAACUGGAGGUGAUGCUGUGUGGCAUGCAGGAGGUGGACCUUCAAGACUGGCAGAGGAACACAGUGUAUCGUCACUACACCAGGAAUAGCAAACAGAUCAUCUGGUUCUGGCAGCUGGUGAAAGAAGUGGACAACGAAGUGCGCCUGCGGCUCAUGCAGUUUGUCACUGGAACCUGCAGGCUUCCUCUGGGCGGCUUCGCUGAACUCAUGGGAAGCAAUGGGCCCCAGAAGUUCUGCAUUGAGAAGGUGGGGAAGGACACGUGGCUUCCUCGGAGCCACACGUGUUUUAACCGUCUGGACUUGCCUCCCUACAAAAGCUUUGAACAGCUGAAAGAGAAGCUGCUCUUUGCCAUCGAGGAGACGGAAGGAUUUGGCCAAGAAUAGAGGGCGGAGUCCUCGUCUCUUUCUCUCCUUCCCCCUUUGCUGUUUAAUCAUUCAAGUAAAACAAACUAAAAAAACAUAAUUGCACAAGAAACCCACCAAUGUAUAUAAGCUAUUUUCUCAUUUAAAACCAAAUUUUAAUUUGCAGCAUUGAUUUUGCUGCGGUCCCUCAUAUAUUAUAUGAUAACCCAUCGUGAAAUAUGCAAGAAUUCAAGCAUUUUAUUUCCGCCUCUGAUUGAAAACAGAAGUCUUGGAUAUUUUUUAAUUUCCUCUCCACUGCUGACUGGCUUUUUAAAACGGACUGAACGCGUUUUUGAGAGGAUUUUAUUGUAGAAGCACAUUCUACUUCUAAAGCUCUAGUUCUAUAGAGCUUAAAAAAUGUAAGAGUAGUAUUGGGGUCUGGUGCCUGAAUUUCUUUAUUUCCCUGUUGGACCCAUAGUAAUUGUUAGUUGUUGUUUUUGUUUUGUUUUUGCGUGAUUGCAUGGCUGCCUGGGACGAUGACCAUCAUCACCACCACAGAUACAGACAUGUAGAAUGGAACGCUCUGUCUCUGAAUGAGCUUUUUUAGCUUCCUCAGCUGAAUGUGUUCAGGAUGGACUGAAGCAAAGGAGACUAACCCUCAGUGGUUGUGAACACUAUUGUCCUGUUCGGGAUCAAAACAUGAGUCGGGGGGGGAAAAGACUGCAGUGUAAAGCUCCUGCACAAAAGCUACUCUAUCAAAAAUGAAUAGGAAAAGGAAAAUCGUCUAAAUUAAAAUAUGAAAGUGUGUUUUUCUGCUGGUGUGUCUGUGUGUGGGGUCAGUGGAGCCUGUGGUUUGGAGGUUAAAGCUAGAGACACUGGACUUUUUCAAGGCCACCUAGACAGCAGCCUGCUGCUUCAGCUUUGCAAACAAUACACACAAUGAUAACAAGAAACGAGCCGAGAAUCAAUCAGAGGCUAAAAACUGAUUGAGUGCCUCAAUUGUUGAACACUUGGAGUCUGGAUGUGUCUCCAUUCUGUGGUUUACAGAGCACCAAACAUAGAAAUCACAUUUACUUUAACAUUUCCGCUGGAGGUAUCAUGCUAGAUGAUGUAUUUAACCAUUAAUAUAAAAGGAAACAUGAUUAUUUUGGGAUUAAGUCCAAAAAAAGGCCAUCUAUACAUUCAUUAGAAUGUUUUCCUUUCUCUACAUCUACAUGUGUACUGAAAGGAGCUUUAGUCCCCUUCUUGGAUGGGAACUCCUGGCAUGAUUACAAAAAUAAGUCCUUAUCAAGUCAGCUGAUGUCCUCGAUUGUCACUGUUUGUUUGAUUAACCAUUAAAGCGACACUAACGUGCCACAGACCAGACUGUGUGUGUGUGUGUGUGUGUGUGUGUGUGUGUGUGUGUGUGUGUGUGUGUGUGUGUGUGUGUGUGUGUGUGUGUGUGUGUGUGUGUGUGUGUGUGUGUGUGUGUGUGUGUGUGUGUGUGUGAGAGAGUGUGGAAUCAUUUCACAGUGGAAGCCUGAGGUCUGUCUGAAGCCUGAGGAUGCACUGCAUCAAUGUGCAUUGUGUGUUUUUUGUUCAUGCUCCGCCUUUAUACGGUGGCUGGGACGUCUCACACGAGGGAGCCGAAUGCAAAAGCCACAACACAACUGCAAAAGUGACAUUAUUCAUUCAGCCUGUUUCCUUGUCAACAUCCAUUGUCACUCACUUCUGAUUUUUUUCGAUGUGUAGCUUUUGUGGUUGUGUUGUGGGGUUUGCAUUCCUGUUUUCCUUUUAAUGUGCUUGUGUGAGACGUCUCGGCCACCAUACCUUUCUCUGCCUGAUCCUCUUUUCCACUAACGCUUCAGGGGACAUGCUUUUUUUUCUUUCUAAAUGUCAAGCCUGACUCCAUUGUUUCUAAAUGAGAACUCUGGUGUUUAUUCUUUCUGUCAGCGGUCUAAAACAAAACGAAAAAACGGGUUUGUCAGUGGCAGGCCAUUCUCCUUGUUUUCUACAGCAUCGUGUUUCUCCGGAUCACUGCGAUCAGCAGCAAGCUGCUUUAAUGCUUUUCUAGAAGGGGGCUUGUGAUUAAAGUCAAGUUAUCAGUCUUGUAUAUAACGUGAUGAUGAGCUGUCCCUGAGGAAGAGCAGCGAGGAGGACGAGGAGGGGACGCCUGUGUCAAGACAAACAUUUACUGUAGCAAAAGGAGCCGACUUUUAAAGAGAAUUCAAGCCGCAUAACUUUGUGCUUCCUUUUGAACAGAAACCUGUAAUCAAAGAAAAUCAACUGUAUGUGAAUAUUCAUUGUAUAAAGAUAAUGAAAGUAAAUAAAGUACUUAAAUAUUAUAAUUAAUUACACAGAGCCACCACUCCAUUGAUGGAAAUCUGCGAUGCCUUUGAUCUUAUCAGAAAUAGAUGGGACGUUUCAGGUCGCCUGAUCACAGCCAGGAAGUAGGCGUCACAUGACCUGGAGCGGUGCAGCUGUUUCAAGACGACUGUUUUAUCGGCCGAGUGUGGGACAGUGCAGCAGGUCACCUGAAACUCGUCCAGACUGUAACAUAUCGCGUGUAGAUACACACUGUAAACACCACCUACACUGUACAGAAUGCCCCUUUACUGGAGACGAUGUGUAUAGAAGAUUCAUUUUUAAUCUGCUUUCACCCAUUUGAAAUGAAGAGAGAUGGAUUUAUGAGAUACAAAUAAAUAAGUGAAUAAACUCCCCUCAGUGA
Molecule: messenger RNA, 5977 nt
Organism: Pleuronectes platessa (European plaice)
Lineage: Eukaryota; Metazoa; Chordata; Actinopteri; Pleuronectiformes; Pleuronectidae
Product: NEDD4-like E3 ubiquitin-protein ligase WWP1
Exons: 25
Coding region: 436-3312 (958 amino acids)
Biological process (GO): ubiquitin-dependent protein catabolic process
Molecular function (GO): ubiquitin protein ligase activity; protein binding
Source: RefSeq, a predicted model, not a curated record